Molecule: messenger RNA, 621 nt
Organism: Cutaneotrichosporon cavernicola
Lineage: Eukaryota; Fungi; Basidiomycota; Tremellomycetes; Trichosporonales; Trichosporonaceae
Exons: 2
Coding region: 1-621 (206 amino acids)
Source: RefSeq, a predicted model, not a curated record
AUGUUCUUCGUCUUCAUUCUCACCAUCGCCCUCGCCUCUGCACGCUGGGUCAACGACCUCUGCCCUCCAGGCCCCAUAACUCCCUCUCUACCUCCCGGCAUGGCUGACGCCGACGGUCCACUCCACUUCAUCGUAGUGGCGCGGGGCAAGGCGAUUCAAUGUGGCGCCCAGACAUGGGCUCGGGCCAACGCAUACGACGUAGGAUGCAUCCUCUCGGUCCCGCCGUUCUACGGUGCCGUGGCCCCAAAUAUCUCCCGCCUCGCCAUGGAAACUAUCACGUAUCCCCAGAUCGGGGCAAUUCCCCAACUCGCCCUUGAGGUUGUGGAGAAGUAUGUCUACCACCCUCCCAUCCACACUCACCCCAGCGGCAACCAGCUCACAGUCACGGAUCCCGCCACCGACCUCUUCGUCACCCUCAACGUAUCUGCGCGUAUUGCCCCACCCCGCGUUAACCGCGACUACGAUAUCCAUUGGACUAGCUACAAUGCCGUCGCUGGUGACUUCGACUUCGGUACCGAGGUCCUACGCAUUUAUACUGCUGGUGGGGUGCCGCGCCGGUGCCGUGACAACCGGCCGCCCGAGGAGGUCGACUAUGCCGCCCUGUACUGGUUCUACAAGUAG